Messenger RNA from Centropristis striata (black sea bass), 3701 nucleotides. RefSeq names its product lysophosphatidylcholine acyltransferase 2 (gene lpcat2). The transcript is spliced from 14 exons. Gene Ontology annotation, cellular component: endoplasmic reticulum. The coding region runs from base 171 to 1748 and encodes 525 amino acids. The record is from RefSeq and is a predicted model, not a curated record. Gene Ontology annotation, molecular function: calcium ion binding; 1-acylglycerophosphocholine O-acyltransferase activity. NCBI's taxonomy places the organism in Eukaryota, Metazoa, Chordata, Actinopteri, Perciformes, Serranidae.
GAAACGUUUGUGUGGUUCCGCUCUCGACUUGUCUGUGGUCGCGUUCGCUCGUAUGAUCGUCUGAUAAGGGGAGAAAUGAGAGCGCAAGUUCCCCGUUGAGGAAGUGAAAUGAUAACAUAACGGCGCCUCGACUAAACGCAUUUGCCUGUUUCUUCGAUCACCGGACAGCGAUGCCGCCACAGCGAGUAUUCGCCCUGCCGAGGCAACAAUCUCUGCUGCUGCCUGCGGUCAUCAACCCGUUUGUUCAAGACACCAAACUCACCAAAGCUACUAUAAUAAAAUGUGUCCUCCUGGGAAUCUUCUUGGUCCCUAUUCGAGCCAUCCUUCUGUCCCUGGUUCUCAUGGUGACAUGGCCAGUGGCUGUCAUAAUAACCUUCAACCAUCCUCUGAAAGGAGCCGUGGAACCAAUGACAGGCUGGAGACGGUUCAUGUGUCGGAGAGUGAUGGCUGCCUUGGGGAGAACUUACUACUUCUGCCUGGGCUUCAGAGUGGUGGUCAAGGGCAAGCAGGUCAACAGUAAUGAGGCCCCAAUCCUGGCCGUUGCCCCACACUCCACCUUUUAUGAUGGGAUUGUGUGCAUUGUUGCGGGGCUUCCCUCCACCGUCUCCCGCGUCGAGAACCUGGCUACACCCAUCUUUGGCAGGUUUGUGCGCUGUCUUCAGCCAGUGCUGGUGUCCAGAAAAGACCCAGACUCCAGGAAGAAUACAAUCCAGGAGAUUGACAGCAGAGCCAAGUCUGGAGGGCACUGGCCACAGGUUCUGAUAUUUCCGGAGGGAACAUGUACAAAUCGCUCCUGUCUUAUCACUUUUAAACAAGGUGCCUUUAUUCCAGGGGUCCCUGUGCAGCCUGUGAUUAUGAGAUAUCCUAACAAACUGGAUACUGUCUCUUGGACUUGGCAGGGUUUCAGCUCGAGGACGCUGCUGCUUCUAACUCUGUGCCAGCUGUACACCACAGUAGAAAUAGAGUUCCUGCAGACGCAUAUCCCCACGGAGGAGGAGAAGAAAAGCCCUGCUCUGUUUGCCAACAGAGUGCGGGAAAAAAUGGCUCAGGCUUUGGGGGUUCCAGUGACAGACCACACAUAUGAAGACUGUCGCCUGAUGAUCUCAGCUGGUGAGCUAACGCUGCCCAUGGAGGCCGGCCUGGUUGAGUUCACCAAAAUCAGCCGUAAACUCAAUCUAAAGUGGGACAAUGUGAAGAAGGAGCUGGAGGGCUUUGCAGCCAUGGCAAGCUCUUGUAAAGGAGGACGGAUCACGAUCGAGGAGUUUGCCAAAUUUCUGAAGCUGCCUGUCAACUCAGCCCUCGAGGAGCUGUUUGCACUGUUUGACAGGAAUGGAGACGGCACCAUCGACUUCAGAGAGUAUGUCAUUGGCGUGACCAUCUUGUGUCGACCAGCUAACACAGAAGAUGUGCUUCGCAUGGCUUUCCAGCUGUUUGAUACAGAUGAGGAUGAGAAAAUCACCCGAGAGGAGUUUACUGCUCUGCUGCGCUCAGCUCUGGGUGUGUCUGAUCUAAACAUGGUCAAACUCUUCAAAGAGAUUGAUGCCGACGGUUCUGGUUUCAUCACCUUCACUGAAUUUCAAGCCUUUGCCAUGACCCACCCAGAGUAUGCCAAGCUCUUCACUACCUAUCUGGAGCUUCAGAGAUACCAAGCAAUCCAGGAGGCGUGUCCAGGUGAUCUGGAAUUGACCUGUCCCACCAGUUCAGGGGAAAAACAGGAAGACAGCACCUCUGACAAAAAAGACGACUAAGACAGAGCAUGACCGUGAACACUCCGAGAGACAGAACACUGUAUCCACUGCACUGAGAAAGAAAAAGAGAAAGUGUCAUAUGUCCUCUGACUUUUAGCAGAUUCAAGUCAUUUGCCACAGCAGAGCCAUAUUAUAGCUCAUGUGCUUGCCUUUUUCUAGAUGGUUUUUAGAGUGCUUCUAUUUUCAAUUUUAGUGCCUUAUAGAGAUUCAAAGAACCACAUCCCCAAGUUACUGCACAAGAACUGGUUUAUUGCAGACUUUUUCAUCCCUAAAGUUUUGUGUGUGCUUUGGUUAUGUGUUCAUCAGAAGAAGAAAAAAUGAACGAAAAGCUAGUCAUAGGGUAAAAAUAUGUCAGGAACUUAUAUGGGCACAUCAGUGUUUUAACUUUCUAAACCCUGCAAUCUUUAGAGUUCUAUUGUUAGUGUUGACAGUGUUUUAUGAUAUACCUAAACUGCCUCACCAUGUUUUUGACUUGGAUGCAUCAUUAUCUGUAGCCUGACCUUACCCUUGCUUGGACUUAGAUGAACAUAGCUUUGUGUACUUUCUCCUUUGUCUUUGUGGUCCUCUGCAAAUGAGUAAAAAAAAUGCCAAACCAACACAUUUUUAAAUAUAAGCAAAGAGUCUUCAUGCUUCUGUGUUGCAGUAUAAUUAGUGUAUAGUAAGCUUUAUUAAGAUCUUUCGAAUCUGGUUACCCGCAGAUGUUCUGUAUUAAAUCUAUGUCUUCGAAGAGCAUACAUGCUGUGCAUUACACUUUUUUCCAGCGCUCAGGGACACAGACCUUGUAAGACGGCUGUAUAAUUAGCCAGAGGUUUGCUUUGCAUGUGUAUCUAUUUGCAUUUCUACUGAAGACUGUUGUUGCUGAGACAGCAGCACGUCUACGCAGCUUUAAGUUUACUAAAGCAAAUCAACCACUGAAAAUAGGGCAAUUUGUGAGCAAAAAGGCAGCAGUGCUUCUUCACAACAGCAUAUCCCAGCGGGGUCUGCUUUCAGAUUAACUAGCGCCACUGUUAUUUAUUUAGCAAGGUGCAUUGCAAUUAUGAGAUUUUUUUUUCUUUUUUGUUAACACUGCAAAGUUUGCUUUUUAAAAUAAAACGAGAAUACAAUUUUAAUCUUGCCUGUGUUUUUAUAUUUACUAGUGAGGGAACUUGUAAUGACUUUCGUAGACUUUGUUUUUAAUGAGGCAUAGGUGCAUCGAAGGGGCCACAGCUGUAGCUCUGGUUCUCCAAACCACCACCAGGUGCCAGUAGUUACCUAUAACAAUUAAAUUGUCUGUGUGUGUAUAUUGUUGUUCUGCUUACUAGUACUACAUUGAAUUGUACACCUUUUGUGGCCUGCCCUUUAAUUUAAUGGUAGAGAUAGACAAACAAUCAGAUUCAUGGUGUGGCAAUCGUACGGGCAUGCACAAGUGUGUGUGCAUGUGUGUAAAUGUUACAUUUAAUCACGACUUACAGAAACAGAAUAUAAAGCAUGAUUUGAAUGAGUUCUGUUAUUACCUUUUAUACUUUCAUACCAAUAGAAAAUAAAAGUAAUUAUUUAAUCUUAAACCAUAACCAUCAAUAAAUCAUUUUUGUUGUUCAUCACAAAAAGCAGCAAUACUUUGAAGAAAACAAAUAUGUUACUGUGACUUGUGCGAUAUAUUUGCUUAAUUUUUCUGUAUUGCUUUUCUUCCUUUGGCCUUUUUGUGAACCAAUCUGUAUUCAUUCUAAGGAGGGAAGAAAUCUGAAUCCGGAUCAGAUGCAAUAUUUUUGUGCUGAUGGAACAUUUUAUUAUUAAAGAAAUACUAUAACGGCCUGUUGGAGAACAAUGUACUGUUUGGGUAAAGACCAUGCGAAGGUUUCUUUUUGUUGUCAUAUACCAUAUGUGCUUGUCUAUUUUGUCAAUAGAAUUUGUCAAACAGAAUCUGUGUAAAUCACAUGUAAAUAAGCGUACAAAAAUAAACAUUUUCAUCAGAUA